Rubroshorea leprosula is the source of this 559-nucleotide messenger RNA. The record is from the annotation of a GenBank genome assembly. Lineage: Eukaryota; Viridiplantae; Streptophyta; Magnoliopsida; Malvales; Dipterocarpaceae.
GAGACGAUGGUGAUGGGGAAUACCUGGUUGAUCAUCAAACCCACCCCUCAGAAUGGAAUCUUGGAAACUUUUCAGUGACAUAGAGCCGCCUGAAGAUAAGGAACACCUUGGAAGUGCUCUUUUGGGAAUAAGUUCUGCCUUUGUCGGAUCCUCUUCCAAUUGCUGGAAGACAAUGCUUCUGCUGAAGAAAAAGGAACAAGCUUGAUUUCUGACCUCUUUUCUGUUGGUGGUGUACCAUUUCAAGAUCAAGCAGAGGACAUUGCUUCCCCUAAAGAAGAAGAAGAAAGAAAAAGAAAAAGGACUCAGCUUGUAGAUCCAUCACCUCCCCAAAAUUUUGAGACUUAUUGUAAGCAGAAUAAGUUAAGAUUCUGUAAUGACAAACCCACCCCUUAGUUGAAGUGGAGAGUCAGUAGCUUAGGAUUCGUGCUUGUACUGCUUUGGAUGAAUGAGGGCUUCUAAUUGUUAUGGAUGGAGAGAAGAACUUCUUUCUCUAUAGUCCAAAGGAAAAUGAUUGGGAAAUUUAAGGAUCCACGUCCCAAAUUAAAGGCAUGCUUAUUCU